Clonostachys byssicola is the source of this 750-nucleotide messenger RNA. The record is from the annotation of a GenBank genome assembly. Lineage: Eukaryota; Fungi; Ascomycota; Sordariomycetes; Hypocreales; Bionectriaceae.
AUGAGCCGAAUUUGGUAUCCCUGCAUUGUUUGUGGGAACAGAGUAGGCGGAAUGGAGAAUCCCGAGGAUGACGAGGGAACCCUUUGGCUUUCUGAGUUCCGUGGAGUGUAUCGCCAUCACGAAGAAGGGUACAUCUUGACCGGUAUUUGUUUCUCAAUCGAGCCCGAAGAGGAGCAGUUCGGAGCUCCGCCAGCCGACGCCUCUGCUUGGGACGACCAAGGUUAUGAGAUCGAAACAAACAAUGGCACGUUCAACCCAGAACCGGUACCACUGCAGAGACUGCACGAGAUUUGCUGUUCCGUCCACAUCAAAGGUGCAAUUCUCAAUUGGGUUCCGCCGACGAUUGAGGAUAUUAUCGGCCUUGAAAUGGCAUUUAAUAGUCCCCUACGUACCUCGGAAGCUACAAAUCUUCUCGACCAGGAGCCAGAAAAUCCACAUCCAGUCGCCGAUAUACCCAACCUGCGAGAUUCUGCUGGGAACCGACUAGACCAACUCCCACAGGAGCUCACAGAGAUGAUUGCAAAGGAAUUACCCACACAGGAUUUCAUGAACGCGAGGCUAACAGCAAGAUCUUUCUCGCCCAUGUAUCACAGCCAAUCCUUUUGGCGCUCAAGAUUCGCCCCCGGAGGCGAGCGAUCAUGGCUCUUUGAGGCCCUAGAUGCUCACGAGACUAUUUAUUGGCGAUCACUUUAUCGCAAGACGAAUGAAGCUCGCUUGACCUUGGGGUUACGAAACAGGAAGAGGAUCUAG